This is a messenger RNA of Pleuronectes platessa (European plaice), 1581 nucleotides long. RefSeq names its product zona pellucida sperm-binding protein 3-like. Gene Ontology annotation, cellular component: extracellular matrix. NCBI's taxonomy places the organism in Eukaryota, Metazoa, Chordata, Actinopteri, Pleuronectiformes, Pleuronectidae. The transcript is spliced from 10 exons. Gene Ontology annotation, molecular function: acrosin binding. The coding region runs from base 1 to 1581 and encodes 526 amino acids. Gene Ontology annotation, biological process: positive regulation of acrosome reaction; binding of sperm to zona pellucida; egg coat formation. The record is from RefSeq and is a predicted model, not a curated record.
AUGGCGUCCUUGUGUUUCGUGCUCCUCCUGUCCGGCCUCUGCGUUCAGUCGUCUGUGGCCUUCCCUCCGACGCUUCACACGCGGCAUGCUGCUUCGCUUCAGACCCCCGAGCUCACGAAGAGCCAGAGCUCCCAGCUCACUGGGCCCGAGCAUUCGAAGGCUCCAGCUGAGGAACCAGAGCAGGUGAGCACCGUCCGAGUGACCUGCCACCCGGACUCAAUGGAGAUCACCAUCCAAGCCGACCUGUUUGGAGUCGGAGCUCCUGUUCAAGGGCACGAGUUGCGCCUCGGGGUAGAGAACAAUGCCUACUGUAGAGCUGUGGGCAUUUCACGAGAAGAGUACAGGAUUUUUGUCGGCCUCAUGGACUGCGGCACCAAACACUGGAUGACUGACGACAACCUGGUCUACACAAACCUCCUCAUAUACUCCCCCGAGGCCUCUCCGGACGGGCUGAUUCGGAUGGAGGAUGCUGUCGUUCCGAUUGAGUGUCACUAUGACAGGAAGUACAGUUUGUCCAGUUCCUCCCUCACACCGACCUGGAUCCCCUUCAUGUCGACACAAGCUGCAGUGGAGACCCUGGACUUCAACCUGAGAAUCAUGACCAAUGACUGGCUUUAUGAAAGGGGCUCUAACGUGUUUUUCCUCGGCGAGCCCAUCAGCAUCGAGGCCUCGGUCCGAGCUGGACAUCACAUGGGGCUGCGUGUGUUUGUGAGCAGCUGUGUUGCUACACUUGACCCGGACAUUUACUCCAUGCCCAGAUACGUCUUCGUUAAUAACGGUUGCCUGGUUGACUCCCAGCUUCCUGAUUCGAGGUCUCACUUCUUACCCAGGAUGCAAGAUGACAAGCUCCGCAUGGUCAUUGAUGCCUUUAGGUUUCAAAAUGAGGACAGAGGAGAGCUCUACGUCACCUGUCACCUGAAUGUCGUACCGGUCAAUGACGCAGAAGCGCUGAAUAAGGCCUGCACUCUUAUAAACGGAAGAUGGCGCUCAGUUGACAGUAAUGACUUCCUAUGUGGACAAUGUCAAACCCCAAAUGAAGCUGGCCAAACCCUCGGUAAGCCGAGCAGCCCCGGCAAGUAUAGUCCCCGUGGGUUUGGGAAGCCAACUGAACCUAAACCCUCAUGGAGAAGUCCACUGAAGGCCAAUAUAGUGUGGGAACAGGAGGCAAGUGUGGGUCCAAUGCUGGUCUUACCUGCUAAACCCAGGAGUGGGCCUCUCCCUGUGGAAGAUCUCCCUCCUGUUCUCAAUCAAAUCAGCAGACCUUCCCUCUACAGCAGCCGGUGGAGGGGUGGAGUGACCGACAGAAGAGUUGAUCUGAAGCCGCUCCGUGGUCCAUCUACACCAGACCUGGUGGAGGAAGGAGAAGACAAAAUUGGAACAGAUGGAGAUGAAGAAAAUGAGAUGGCACCUCUAGAAAGGAUUGCUCCUGAGAUCACGAUGAAAUCAAACGGUGCAGCGAUGGACAACGUCUCCACAACAGACUCCACUGACGUCCCCCCCACCGCUCUGAUUAAACUGGAAGUGACUCUGUCCAAUGCAACUGCUACAGAAUCUGACACGAAUUACCCAAAGAGAAAAUAA